AAAAAUGUGACAUCCACAACCUCCAUGGGGAAGUUCUCUUUAAACAAGAAGAAGGAGCCAGCAAUCAUUAAAGAUCUACACAUUGCUAUACAAUGGGUUGUCAAGAAUGAGGCACUGUUCUGUGGGCGCAUAACCAUGCGAAGUUAUGGGUCAAUGAAUGAAGAUGACCGCCAGAAGCCCAUAGAUAACGUGAUGCAAAGAGAAGAACCAGAAGCAAGGGAGCCAUUCCUCUUUGUAUUUCAGCACAGAGAAGAUAUGGAGUUGUUUUUGCAGGCAUGUCUUGACCAACAGGGCCUCCAAGUUAAUGCCAUGUUCAACAAAUGACUGAUGGACAAGGGGCGGUGGUGUGUUUCUGUUUAAAUUAUUGAUAAUAAAAAAAUAAGAUAAUUAA
This is a messenger RNA of Bombina bombina (fire-bellied toad), 391 nucleotides long. RefSeq names its product structural maintenance of chromosomes protein 5-like. The record is from RefSeq and is a predicted model, not a curated record. Bases 25 to 324 code for a protein of 99 amino acids. The transcript is spliced from 2 exons. NCBI's taxonomy places the organism in Eukaryota, Metazoa, Chordata, Amphibia, Anura, Bombinatoridae.